AUGAAGUGGUUUGUAGUUACUCUAUUUGCACUGGUAGCGGUUUCGUCCGCAAGGCACAUAAGCCUCGAAGAUGUCAUUGAAUUUGAAGAAAACAGUGGGUAUGGGUACCUCAACAGAGUUGGUUUACCAUUAGCUGAAAAAAUUCGUGUAGCUGAGGAGGAGGGUCAAGAUGCCAGUAGAAUUGUCGGAGGCUCAUUUGCUGCUGCAGGGCAGUUUCCUUAUCAGGCUGGUCUUCUCCUUCAUUUACCAAACAGUACGCCUUUCGGUGGUGGUGUUUUGAUAUCGAACAGAAGAGUCCUAACAGCUGCUCACAAUUUUAAUGACGCUGUAGUUUCCGUAACAAGCGUAACUGUUGUUCUUGGAUCUACCACUAUCUUCAGCGGUGGUACCAGAAUAACCACAAACAGUUACGUUUUACAUGGAAGUUAUAACCCUGCUACUGUUAGGAAUGACAUCGCUAUGGUCAACCUUCCCUCUGCUGUAGGGUUUUCAAAUACUAUUGCUGCCAUUGCUUUACCUUCUGGCUCUCAACUCAACGAAAACUUUGUUGGUAGCACUGCAGUUGCCUCUGGCUUUGGAAAAACUGCCGACAUUGGAGGUGUGGUCGCCAACCAGCGCUUGAGCUUUGUAAAUUUACCAGUGAUCUCAGACUCUGACUGCUCAAGAGUUUACGGAAACUACCAUUCUACUAACAUUUGCACUAGUGGUGCUGGUGGUAGAAACAUCUGCACUGGAGACUCAGGUGGCCCCCUGGCAGUCACUAGAAAUAACCGACCCGUUUUGAUUGGUAUCACUUCGUUCGGACACUGGCGUGGUUGCCAAGUAGGUGAGCCAUCUGCAUACGCGAGAGUCACUUCUUUCAUGAGCUGGAUCCAGAGCCGACUUUAA
Messenger RNA from Spodoptera littoralis (African cotton leafworm), 888 nucleotides. NCBI's taxonomy places the organism in Eukaryota, Metazoa, Arthropoda, Insecta, Lepidoptera, Noctuidae. The record is from the annotation of a GenBank genome assembly.